Messenger RNA from Trichomycterus rosablanca, 4638 nucleotides. It is a transcript of the gene snx29, whose product is annotated as sorting nexin 29. Lineage: Eukaryota; Metazoa; Chordata; Actinopteri; Siluriformes; Trichomycteridae. Bases 201 to 2705 code for a protein of 834 amino acids. Gene Ontology annotation, molecular function: phosphatidylinositol binding. The transcript is spliced from 21 exons. The record is from RefSeq and is a predicted model, not a curated record.
AACUGGGUGUGUGAAAAGGCCUUUGGUGUUUAGUAGCCAGGGUGCUAGUCGGGUAGCAGACUGUGCUAACAGAAAGCUCUUGCACACUGAUUUAAAAUGUAAACAGAUUUAUUACAACAUUCCUGCGGGUGUCUGGGUGGAAGAGGAGACCACAGGAGACCAGUUCCAGUGCUGACAAGGGAAACCUGAAUUCAUGCUGUAUGCAGAAGCACAUAGAUCUGUGCAGGGCUGACAUGAUGAACGGCACACAGCAGCAUGACCUGAAAAGACAACACCUUCUAAAGAGACUGCUGGAUGCGGUUAAACAGUGCCAAAUCCGCUUUGGUGGAAGGAAGGAGAUUGCCUCAGACUCUGAUAGCAGAGUCAUAUGCCUCUGUGCCCAGUUUGAGGCCGUGCUUCAGCAUGGUCUGAGGAAGAGUCGAGGCCUGGCACUCACCGCUGCAGCCAUAAAGCAGGUGGCAGGCUUCACCAGCAAGACAGAAGCGGAUUUGACGUUCUGGUUCUACAUGAAGGAGCACCUGAAUCGUCACGAGCUGCAGCGUUUCUACUCCCUGAGGAACAUCUGGUCUGAGCUGGGUCGAGGUCGGGCCUGGCUGCGCUGUGCUCUCAAUGAGCACUCUCUAGAGCGCUACCUCCACAUGCUGCUAGCUGACCGGCCUCGUCUGAGUGCUUUUUAUGAGGAUUGGGCUUUUAUUUUUGAUGAGGAGAAAGCAAGUAUGCUCCCCACUAUGGCUGCAGGACUGAACUCCAUCCUGUUCGCCAUCAACAUCGAUAACACAGAUCUGAAUGGGCAGGUGCGCUCGGGCUCGUCUGUCUCGCACUUGCUGAAGGAGUCGACUCAGGGCAUGAGCAGCCUGUGGAAAGAAUCGGCGCAGGGCGUCAGCACCCUGCUAAGAGAGAUCGGCACGGCCACAGCUGUAGUGCCAGGCUUCACGCCACGUUCUGACUGCCCCUCAGACCCACUGCCUGUCCUGCCUCGCAGCACAUCUGCAGACUCUGGAUUGAGGAAGGAGCGCAGACGCAAGAAGAAAAUCACCAAUAUUAUCUCGUUUGACGACGAUCUGGACGUGGGAGCGGAGGAUGAAGAUGAGGACAAUGGGAGCAACAGGAGGACUCUGAGGAAAAGCCCAGCAGAGGGCGGGAGCACCGAGGAGGCCCUGGAGGCUUGCGAGUCCUCACCCUGUCAGAACGGGCUAGUCGAACCAGAGCAUGGGAUCGUAAACUGGGCUGAAACUCCACCACAGAACGGAAUUCUUCCUGACAGUAAGAGCGUUGACCAAGAGGAAGACGACGACGAAGAUUUUUAUGGCAAGAGCAGACCAGAUCUACAGGAAGAACCUGGGAAUGAAGAGCAGGUUGUAAUUGGGAGCUUGCCCAGUGUGUCAACCUGGAGUCCCAGACAGAUCCUUACAGAGACUGACCAGGGCAGUUCAGACGUCCUCAUUCCUGUCACUACUUCAGAGUCUUACAGCCAAAACGUUGCCAGCUCAGUGGAGACGAUUGGGUUUCAUGGCCAAACUGAGAACUCGAGCCUGACCGCUCCUUCUGAAACACCUAAAGCUCAAACACAGUUCAGCAUGGAACCCGACGUGUCAAUCCAGGAUAGCUCAGUGAACAGUGCACUGUCCAGCUCAGGCCUGCCUGACUCCAUGACUGUGGUCGAACUCCGCCAAGCUAUUGUGGCCAUGAUGAACAGGAAGGAUGAGCUCACUGAACAGAACCUGUCUUUGCGGAGUCUGCUAGAUGGAGAGAUGGAGCACUCUGCUGGUCUUCGUAUCGAGGUGGACAGCCUGAAGAAGAAGCUGGCUGAUCUGGAGGAGAGACAUGCUGCUAAAGUUCAAGCCCUUGGGAGGGAAAACGAAGUGCUGAAAGUCCAGUUGAAGAAGUAUGUGGGUGCUGUCCAAAUGCUGAGAGAAGGGAACCAGAACAUCGACUCUCUGCCCACUCUGAGGAGCUGUGAUGGCUCUGCUGUACCCGCUCAGCACAGGUCAGUGGCAGACGUGGAGGAACUUGCAGCCAGUUACGAGCGGAAGCUGAUUGAGGUGGCCGAGAUGCACGGUGAACUAAUCGAAUUCAACGAGAGGCUGUAUCGGUCACUCAUGGCUAAAGACAACCUGAUUGGCCAGAUGAGACAAGAGCUUAUCGACCUGCGAGGCCCGGUGCCCGGAGACCUAAGUCAGACCUCCGAUGAUCCCAGCCUCUCUGACUUUGAGACAGCUCAUCGUGCUCUCGUGAAUGUUUGGAUUCCCUCUGUAUUCCUGCAAGGACGAGCUGCCAACGCCUACCAUGUGUACCAGGUAUAUAUCCGGAUCUUGGACAACGAGUGGAAUGUCUACCGGCGUUAUGCUGAAUUCAGAGCACUUCACAAUCACCUGAGAACUCAGUUCCCCCAUGUCGACACCUUCAACUUUCCUCCCAAAAAAGCCAUUGGGAACAAGGACACUAAGUUUGUUGAGGAGAGGAGGAAGCAGCUACAGUGUUACCUGCGCAUGUUGAUGAACAAGCUGAUCCAGACCCUGCCUGAGUUUACUGCCCGUCCCACCAAGGAGACGCUGCUGCAGCUGCUGCCAUUCUGCCAAGACUCUGCUGCUGCCAACGAGAGUGGGAGUAAAACCGGUCGAUCCAAACCGUCUCGUUUCCCCCGUCUGGGCCGCAGCUCAGCUGGCGAGACCCGCAACCCAGAGCCACAGAGCGGUGACCUUUAACCUCACCUUCAAACGACUCAUGGUCAGAGAGCUACUGACCUCUGAACUGUGGAUUCCAGUUUGCAUUGAAUUGGUCAGAGGUCUGUGGUCUCAACCCUCAGAUCUCAUUACUAAAGCCUCGGUUCUGCCAAACCCAGCCAGCCACCUUCUCUAUAAUUAAUGUACCUGAAAACACAAACGGAGACCAGAGCUGAGGAAAGCUGGAGUCUGGCGGUGAUGGACGUCUUUACAUGCUUUCCUGCUCCUCUGCUGAUGGUAUGGUGGAGCUUUGUGGUUCCCUGUGUAGCUAGUGAAGAUAUCCAGAUGGAUGCAGAAUGUAAAUCCUACACAAAUGUAAAACUGUGAUGCACUGAGGAUUGUGGAGUGAUUUAAAAAACCCUGCACAUAAUCACAUACUCAACCUGACCAAAAUAAAGACAAAACACUUUUUUGAUAUAUUUUGUUACUAUCCUAUACUGUCUGUUAGAGAUAAUGAUGUAAUGUACAGUAUGCCUACAUUCUGCUUUAAUAGCUGAACAAAACAAGCCACUUUUGUUUUUAUUGGAUUAUAAAUGUUGCUUAAUGUCUGUAAUGCAUCAGGAAACAGUGAACGUUACAGCAGCUGCUGUAGUGAAAGAGCUGAAUAGAAAGUGUUAAAUGCUUUUAUGGAGUUAAAAGCACGUCUGCACAUCGCCUCUGUAGCCUCGGCGGGAAAUUUCCAAGAUCCAUUAUUAUCUCUGAUGACCCAGAGUUUUGUUACAUGAAGCCAAAUGAGCGCGGCGCCGCAGGGCCCGAGGAGCUGUAAUUAUAUUAGUGGACAAAACUCCACUGAGUAAAUGAACAAAUCAUCUUUUACUAUUUUUAUUGUGCUGCACAAUGAUGAACCUGUGUGUACAGGUAUGUGUGUGUGUAUGUGUGUGUGUGUGGGCAGGUAUGUCUGUACAGGUAUGUCUGUAAAGGUGUGUGUGUAUACAUAAUCUGAGAGUCAAAAAAAGAACCUCUGUAUGUUUGUCCAUUCACUGUUGCAUUCAGAAUUAAAUGUGCAACAAAGUGAUGAUUAUAUUGCCCACCACACCAUAAACAUGUAGCUACAGUACAUUACAGUACAGUUUUUUUAUUAUCUUUUUAUGCAAUUUUACCCCCCUUUUUUCUCCCAAUUUAGCAUAGACAAUUUGCUUCUGGCAACCCUGAUGGCGUCCAAGGAGGGUGUAUAUUCACCUGACACUCACUUCCGACGUGUGUGCAGUCCCUUCUUAUUCACUCAUACUUUGGUGGAUUUGCCCGUGAGGUCGGCUUCUUGACGGAGAGCCACGCCCCGAUCUCUGCACUCCUCCACUUUCUGUACAGGCGUCCUAGACAACCAAGGACCUUACACAGCGUUAAUAACUUUACCCCUUAGUCCAGUCUUUUCCCACCCAGCAGACUGGAAGUCAAUUUUGUCUGCUGCAGGCAUUAGCCUAUUGUGCCCAUUAGAGGGCACCCAACCAACCGGUAGCAGAGCCGAGAUUCGAACCCAGGAGCUCAGAAUCUCGGCACUGGUGUGCUAGCGGAUUAUCCCGGAUUAUCCCUGUGCCACAUCAAUUAUCUGUUUGCAAUUGCAAGUUACAAAGUUCAUGUAAAAUAAUUUUGAAAGUUGAUCAACAGUUGGCAAAGUUGCAGAGGUUUUUUUUGACUCACUGUGUAUGUGUGUGUGUGUGUGUGCGUGCGUGCGUGCGUAUAUAUAUAUAUUUCCUUUUUUUAUCCAACAUGACAAAUGACACUGUCAUUGCUUGACUGUUAAACUUAAAAUGUACUCAUGAGAUGAAAGAAAACCUUUUUAAGAUUGUGUAAUCCUCCUGGUUUUACAGCUGUUACUCUUAAGCAGACUGUAUUUGAUGUCCUCAUAUCAGCAGUGCUAAAGCUGCCAGCCUUAAACCAGUACAAAGUGAUGAAUGAAUAUAAUAAUAAAUUGGUU